CGAGGCUCCGCCCAUCACGCGCUUUAAGGCGGCCAGGUCCUGAGGGCCCGCUGUCCGGAGGGACGCGCGGGUGUUCCAGGGGACAACGUUCGGGCAGGGAGGGUCCCGGGGCCAGGCAGACACACCUGGGGCUGAGGGUCGCUCUCGGGGUGGGGGAUGGGAUGCUUACCCGGACGCGAUCCCUCCUGAGCAUGCUCAAUAGGGGGUCCCUCUGCCGGCACCGGCUAGGGGCGCACCCCCACCGCCCAGCGGAGGAAGAGAGAGGCCGGGAGUCCCCCUCCAUACACUAUGGAAAAAUACCAGAUUUUGGACCAGCUGAAUCCUGGGGCCUUGGGGGUGAACCUGGUGGUAGAGGAGACAGAAACGAAAGAAAAGUGUGUGAUAAAGCAGGUGAACUGCAUUGACGAGCAUCACGCCAACAAGGCCCUGGAGGAGCUGAUGCCGCUGCUGACACUUCAGCACGCCCACAUCUCCAUCUACCAGGAGCUGUUCAUCAUGUGGAAGGGUGAGAUCUCCUCUCUGUUCCUCUGCCUGGUGAUGGAGUACAACAAGGAAAGCUUCCAGAAGGUCAUCGAGGAGAACAGGGAGGCAAGGACCAUCAUUGACUCUGAGUGGAUGCAGAACAUGCUGGGCCAGGUGCUGGACGCUCUGGACUACCUGCAUCAGUUGGACAUCAUCCACAGGAACCUCAAGCCCUCCAACAUCAUCCUUGUCAGCAGCAACCACUGCAAACUGCAGGACCUGAGCUGCAACGCACUGAUGACCGAUGAAGCCAAGUGGAACAUCCGUGCGGAGGAAGACCCCCUUCAGAAGUCCUGGAUGGCCCCCGAAGCCCUCAAAUUCUCCUUCAGCCAGAAAUCUGACAUCUGGUCCCUGGGCUGCAUCAUUCUUGACAUGGCCAGCUGCUCCUUCAUGAAUAAAACAGAAGCUAUGCUUCUGCGCAAGUCCAUCCGGACUGUCCCGGAGGGCCUGAGGCACGUUCUGAGGACCAUGAAGGAGAGGAAGAUCCCCAAUGCAACAACCUUCUCUUCCCUCUUACCUUCGAUGCUCCGGAUUGACCCCUCAGAGCGAGUAACCGUCAGGGAUGUGACACAGAUCACCUUUGUGAGGAGCAAUUUCAGGUCCUCGCUCACGCUGGACGGGGAGGCGCUGCCUACAUCCAUCAUCAACAUGCUGUUAGAAGGCAACAUGGCCAGCAUUUUAGAGCUCAUGCAGCACUUCUCCAGCCAACCUGAAGUCCAGCUCAGGGCCAUGACAAGGCUCCUGAGAAUGAAGGAAGCUGACCUAGGUCUGCCGUGGCCGCUGGAGCUGGUGGAGGUGUUGGUCACCAUCAUGAAGCAACACGAGAGGAUCCUUGACAUACAGCUGUGUGCCUGCUCCCUGCUGCUGCGCAUCCUGGGCGGAGCACUGGCACGGGACCCAGCAGCCGAGAUGCCAAGUGACAGCUCCGUCACCUCUGUCCUGCUGAGCAUCACGCGGAGCCACCCCAAGACAGAGCAGCUCCUGGUCAUGGUCUACAGCCUGCUCACCAUCAUCUCCAGCCAGGAAUCUGCUACAGAGGAGCUGCAGCAGGCUGGGCUGUUUGAGCACAUCCUGGAGCAUCUGGGCACCUUCUCCAGGAACAGGGACAUCUGCGUCAAGGGCCUGAGCUUGCUCUGGGUCCUGCUGGUGGACGCUGUCAUCGUGAACAAGGCCCCCUUGGAGAAAGCCCCAGUCCUCAUUGCUGAGGUGCUAGCCACCUACCCCACAGAUGUGGAGAUGGCUGAGGCUGGCUGUGCAGUCCUCUGGCUGCUGUCCCUGCUAGGCUGCAUAAAGGAGGAGCAGUUUGAAGAGGUGGCAGCAGUGUUCCUGCAAAGCAUCCAGCUGUGCCAGGACAGAGUCCUGCUGGUGAACAACGCCUACCGGGGCCUGGCCAGCCUGGCAAAGGUGUCCGAGCUGGUGGCGUUGCAUGUGGUGAUGCCCAAGGAGGGCAGCAGUGGCCUGGUCCUGAUCAAGGAGACAUACCAGCUCUACAGGGAUGACCCAGAGGUGGUGGAGAACGUCUGCAUGCUGCUGGCCCACCUCGCCUCCUACAAGGAGGUCCUGUCCGAGCUGGCGUCCAGCGGCAUCCAGCCCCUGGUCCAGGAGAUCCACGGGCGCUUCACCUCCAGCCUGGAGCUGGUUUUUUAUGCAGAAAAGGUGCUCCAGAGACUGGAGGAGGCCACGCCUCCAAGCCCCGGGGGCGGGCAGUCGCCUUUACCCUGAGGCGGCAGACCCCUAAGGCCUCCCUCCUACUUGGGACUUCUCCCGCCGUCCCUUCCUCCUCAGGACGAGGGUCAGGAAGAACUGUCACCGGGGGCCAGCGUGAGCAUUCCACUCUUCAGUU
Molecule: messenger RNA, 2365 nt
Organism: Equus caballus (horse)
Lineage: Eukaryota; Metazoa; Chordata; Mammalia; Perissodactyla; Equidae
Gene: STKLD1
Product: serine/threonine kinase like domain containing 1
Biological process (GO): protein phosphorylation
Molecular function (GO): protein serine/threonine kinase activity; ATP binding
Source: RefSeq, a predicted model, not a curated record